This is a messenger RNA of Drosophila persimilis, 747 nucleotides long. Its product is annotated as ras-interacting protein RIP3. The transcript is spliced from 2 exons. Bases 16 to 747 code for a protein of 243 amino acids. Lineage: Eukaryota; Metazoa; Arthropoda; Insecta; Diptera; Drosophilidae. The record is from RefSeq and is a predicted model, not a curated record.
AAUCAUCCACUGAAUAUGCAUCUGUAUACACGAGUUCUCCUCCUGGCCGUCACUCUCUUCACCGUCAAUGGUGUGCCCCGUUUUGGAGAGGAUGAUGCCCUCGAGCAGGUCCUCUUCCGCAUGGUCGAAGGCCAGAUGGAGUCCCGGGCUCUGUCCCCCGCCGGCCAGGCCUGCUCCAACAACUACGUGAAUGCCACCACUAAGAAUAGCGAGAAGCUCGCCAAUGCAACAAACGCCUGCGAGGAUGCCGCCAACAGCACGAUUGUUUCCAACAACAAGAACAGCAAUGCUACCGUGAUCACCAUCCGUAACCAGCUGUUGGCCCUCGAGCAGAACCUGCAGCUCUGCCGCAACGAGACCGACUCUGCCCGCUUCCUCAACUGCACCGUGUCCACAUUCGAUAAGAACCUGCAGCUGCUGGACACCUCCAACUCGAUGGCCUACCAGACCCAGUCACAGUUCGCAUCCAAUGCCACGGUUGUGGAGGCCACCCGCUCCAAUUGCAUCAGCGCUGCCGUCAGCGAUGCCAAGGUUCAGGGCAUCCAGGCUGCCAACGACUUUGAUUCUUGCGUGGCUAAGAUCCCAUCGCAGCGAGAGAUUCCCCAGAAACAGGACCCAAAGGAGCAGAAGCCUGUGCAGCAGCAACAGCAGCAGCAGCAACAGCAGCAGCAACAGCAGCAGCAGCAACAGCAGCAGCAGCAACAGCAGUUGGCAUCAGGAGUCCAGAAUCUGCCAAUGAAUAAUUAG